Messenger RNA from Vombatus ursinus (common wombat), 2328 nucleotides. It is a transcript of the gene CDKN2AIP, whose product is annotated as CDKN2A interacting protein. The record is from RefSeq and is a predicted model, not a curated record. Gene Ontology annotation, cellular component: nucleoplasm; nucleolus. NCBI's taxonomy places the organism in Eukaryota, Metazoa, Chordata, Mammalia, Diprotodontia, Vombatidae. The transcript is spliced from 3 exons. Bases 81 to 1976 code for a protein of 631 amino acids.
GUCCUCGGUGACAGGGCCUCCUCCGUCCUCUUCCUCGUCCCCUGCCGGCCCUAGCGACGGACGACACGAGCGGGUCGAGCAUGGCGCGGGCGGCCAUCUCCGAGGUGUCCGAGUACUUAAGCCAGAAUCCACGGGUGGCCGCCUGGGUGGAGACGUUGCGCAGCGACGGCGAGACGGACAAGCACUGGCGCCACCGCCGCGAGUUUCUGCUUCGCAAUGCCGGAGACCUGGCUCCGACCGCCACCACCGAGGCCGCCUCGGUGGAGUGCGGGGACCGCCGUCGCCAGCUGCAGCAGCUUGUCUCCUCCUCCAUGGCCUGGGCCAACCAUAUUUUCUUGGGGUGCCGGUAUCCACCAAAAGUUAUGGAUAAAAUACUUAGUAUGGCUGAAGGCAUCAAAGUGACAGAUGCUCCAAUCCAUACAACAAGAGAUGAACUGGUUGCCAAGGUGAAGAAAAGAGGGAUAUCGAGUAGCAAUGAUGGGGUAGAAGAGCCAUGCAAAAAGCGGGCAGUUGAAGGAAAGAGCAGUUCUGCUGGUGGUCAGGAUGCUUCCAAGACUUCUGGCAAAACAGAGCAGGCAUCAGCAAAGCAGGAAGUCAAGGUGGGGCCCAUGCCAUCCACUAGAUCUGUGGGAAGUGGAGAGAACAUAAGUCGGAGCUCUAGUAGCACCUUGGAGAGGGGGAGUGCACUUUCCCAAGAGGUCGCAGGAGUAAAGUGUCAGAAUAAAUCCACCAGUGAGCUGACAGCUGAGAAUCUUGGGUCAAAGCAAAGCACCAGCACUUCUCAGGUUGCAGCAGCAGGCCCUGAAAAGGUUUCAGAGGUAGAAACUUCAGACAAACAUAGUACAACACUAAUUUCAUCUGUGGCAAAAUCCAAUAGUCUUGGGACCCAGCUGACUGAUUCCAAACUACAAAAUGUGUCACCUAAAAAGAGUGUUUUGGAGAGCACUUCAUCUUUGGCUUCUCAGAGCAGUUCAGAGACAGAAGUGCCCUUGUUGACUUCUCAAAGCAGGUCAGAGACAAGUGUGCCAUUGUUGGGUUCCCCAAGCAGCUCAGAUGUAGAGUUGCCACUGUUGUCCUCCAAACCUGGGUCAGAAUUACUGCCCCUAUUAGGUUCCAAAACCACUUCAGAUGUAAGCACAUCACAAUCAACUUCCAAAACUAGCUUGGAGUCAAGCAUUUCAUCAUCUGUUUCUAAGAACAAUUCCUCAUCUAGUGUGCAAAUGUUAACUCCCAAAAGCACCACCUCAGCAAGCACUUUACUGCUGACUUCUAAAAGCAGCUCCCAGGUAGCUGCUACACUGUUGGCUUCUAAAAGCAGUUCCCAGGCAGCUGCAUCACUGUUGUCUUCCAAAAGCAGCUCCCAGCCAAGUGGAUCGAUGUUGGCUCCCAAAAGCAGUUCCUUGGCGAGUGUAUCCCAGCUGGCUUCUAAGAGUAGCUCUCAGACUAGCACAUCACAGUUACCUUCUAAAAGCACUUCACAGUCAAGUGAGAGUUCUGUUAGGUUUUCUUGCAAAUUAACCACUGAAGAUGUAAAACAGAAACAACCUUUUUUCAAUAGAUUGUAUAAAACUGUUGCAUGGAAGUUAGUGGCUGUUGGUGGCUUUAGUCCCAAUGUGAAUCAUGGAGAACUCCUAAAUGCAUCUGUGGAGGCUCUAAAAGCAACAUUGGAUGUUUCUUUUGUUCCACUAAAAGAACUGGCAGAUCUGCCUCAAAAUAAGAGUUCUCAAGAAAGUAUAGUUUGUGAAUUGAGGUGCAAGUCUGUUUAUUUAGGUACUGGCUGUGGAAAGAGUAAGGAGAAUGCCAAGGCAGUAGCAUCAAGAGAAGCUCUGAAGUUAUUUCUCAAGAAAAAAGUGGUGGUUAAGAUAUGUAAAAGAAAAUACAGAGGAACUGAAAUUGAAGAUUUGGUGCUUCUUGAUGAAGAAUCAAGACCUACAAACUUACCUCCAGCUUUAAAACAUCCUCAGGAGCUACCAUAGCAUGUUUAAAAGGUCACUGCAUAAAGCUUAUAUGGUGUUUUAACACAUGAACUGAAGUUUACUUUUGUACACUAAAAUAUCGGCUUUCAGACAUUUUGUAUUGCUUUCCCCCCUAGUUUUUCGCAAAACUUAUGUUCUAGUUGUCUUCACCUAGUAGCAGCAGUUGUAAAUAAUUUAUGAAUGAAUGACAGUGUGCAUUUAAAGGUAUGCCUUAACAUCAUAGCACACCAGAAUGCUGUUUAAUUUGCUAAAGAGUGUACCCAUGUCUUCUCUUUUUAAUGGUACAGUAGGUACGGUAUGCAGUUCAGUAUAGUCUUACUACUUUUUGUAUUAAAAAUUUGGUGAAAAUGUA